AAGCAAAAAAAAAUCCCGAAGGACGAUCAAAGCCAGUGAGUGUUUCCUCUCGACGAGUUACGCCAGUCGUUGGCCACCACGAAUCCGUCGCCAGAAAUAAGUGACUAUUUCGCGCAAACGACAUUCCGGCUGUGAAUCUCGACCGUGGUGAUCCGUGCUGGCAACACUGUAAUGACCAUUGAUGGCACCGCCGGCACCGUGCUGAGUGAAAGCCAUCAAUCUUCAGCGGCGUCAUCAUCGUCAAAACCGGCACUUCUAAUUCAAAUCCAACCGCGGAAUGGUCCGCUCGCGCCCGUAAGCUGCCCCUCGCUGGCAACACUUGCCCCGCCAAAGCCGCGGCCAGCCUACCUGUACUACCCCCGGCCGGAUGAUUCCGGCGAGCUUCCCGUCCCGCUGGUGAGGCAACUCAACUGGAGCUUCUACACCGACUGCCAGGACCAAGAUUAUCCCGAAAGUAGUGGCAGUGUUGCCAGCCGGCGACGGUUGCUGCCCCAGACGGAAGAGGCGCUCCGGUUGCUGCGGGAGAUCGAUAGCAAUAUUGCGGCCGUUGGUCCGGGUGUGGAAUUUGAAGGCGAAAAUGGAUUUCGAGCGCUGUUGGCGGACGAUAAUUGUGGCCGCGGUCACCACCACGGCUUUGCCAAUCGGAACAAUCACCAGCAAGUCGGUGACAUCGGUGCUGCCGCCGCCGAGGCCGCAAACGGCGACGAUAUGUCCUAUUAUUUAAGCAAUGGCCCCCGUUCGCUGUUCUUCAACUCGAGUCUCUCCCCUCCACGAAGCGGUGACGGUGGUGACUCCACCUCCAAAUCGGACACGGAACCACUCCAGCCGGGUGCAACAUCUGGCAACACUGACCCCGCUGCUCCACCACCACCACCAGCGUCCACUUCAAUCCCGUCGACGUCAUCAACGGCAGUUCCAAAGACGACGGCCUCCUCCUCCGUGUACGACUUUGGUAGAAUGUUCAAGCGGCCCACGUACAGCAGUGGAAUCUUGAGCAGCAACCCCGCAACAUCGGCGUCCGGAACCGGAUUGGCCACCGGCCUCGCCAACAGCAAACCAAUCGUGUCCAGUUCGAGCCUCUAUCAGGCACAACCUCCGCGGAUCAUCGGCAGCACAAGUGCACACUUUGGGGCCGGAACCAGCCCGCGACCCUCGGCCGAACCGGAACCGGUUCAGAGUUUGAAGAUCGCGUUCCGGUCGUCGCCGUCGAGCAGUACCGUUACGACGACGCCGACUUCAACGGCGCCCGGAAGUGUCACCCAUCAGGUUGUGACGGCACCGGCGCCGGAAGUCGAAAUGAUGGUCGGAAACAACCACCGGAACGGACCCGGAAGCGGUCCGCAAGUAACAACGAAUCAAGUGACUACGAACGGGAAUAAUUGCAACAGUGACCCAAGUGCCAGUGCAAGUGCAAGGGGAGCGGGUGGGGGAAUGGUUGUUGGUGCCGGUCAGAACCAGAGCCAUCCGAUGGCGUGUGGUGGUGGAGGGCCGGGAGUGCAGUUGACGCUGUACGGUUGGAGGAAGAAAUGCCUUUACACGGUGAUACUGCUGCUGAUGGUGAUGAUAAUCAUCAAUUUGGCGCUGACGCUGUGGAUACUGAAAGUGAUGGAGUUUUCGGCGGACGGAAUGGGCCAGCUGAAGAUAGUGUCCGGCGGGGUUGAACUCCGCGGACAAGCCUUGGUGCUGGACAUGCUGCGAGCGUCCUCGAUACGGUCCCGGCACGGGACCCCCAUCUCAAUUGAAUCAUCGCGCAACUUCAGCGUAAACACCCGGGACGCCGAGGGUUACCUGGAGAACCAGCUGUUUCUCGGCCACGACCGGUUCGAGGUGAUGGCGAAUCACUUCCGGGUCGGAGACACCCACGGAACGCCGCUGUUUGCCGUGGACCGCGACGAGGUCACCAUCGGGGCGAGCUCGUUGCGGGUCGAAGGCGAGGGCGGCGUGAUCUUCAAGGACUCGAUCCAGACGCCCCUGGUGAGGGCGGAAGCCGGGAAGGAUUUGAAGUUAGAAUCCCCGACGCGAUCGCUGGAAGCCCGCGCCACUCAGGAGAUCUUCCUACAAUCGCGCGCCGGAAGCAUCGAAGCCAACUGCCUCAACGAUCUCAAGCUGCACUCCGUGGCCGGAAGUAUCCGGCUGGACGCCAGCACCAUCUUGUUCCCCAACCUGAAAACCGUGCAACCCUCGUCAAGCUCCGGCUCGAUGCGGGAUCACGUCAGCACCGCGAGCAGCUCGGCGUCCGGCUCGCACAGCAAGAUCUACCAGCUGUGCGCCUGCUCCAACGGGAAGCUGUUCCUGGCGCCGGCCCACAGCAUAUGCGCCGCUGACGACAGCGCCAUCUGCAGGUAAUAUUUCUUCACCAUCGAAUCGGCGUCUCUUCCGGGACAGCAGUGGCGGCGCCACCGGCGGACACUAGAACUAGUAGGGUAGGACUCGUAGAUAGCCAUGAAUCGCGGGUGCGCGCGCGGUUGUAAAUAAGUCUCGUGGUGAGCGGAACUCUCCAACGUACUUUAGGGGGACAGAGGUGACGUAGUUAAUGCAUGGCCUACCUAGUUAAUGAUUAUGAAUUUUAACGUUUUGGCACGAAUGAGAAGACGCGAAAAUCUUGAGAGGAUUUUGUCAUGCUUGUGGAAUUCUUUAAAGGUAAUUAUUGAUUUGAUAUUCUCGGUUCUCCUUGUAAGUCAGAAGUAAUUAUUGAAUUUUCUCUCUCAAAUACAUCAAAUUGUCAUCUACUCACUCAUGACAUCUCGACAGAAUAUUUACCGUUUCAGUUUAUGGGCUAUCUAGCUUAGAAAUUCUUAGUAAAGUAAAAUAGAUAAGUUAUUUAGGAAUGUACGUAACUUACGGCAAUCACCAACAAACAACUUAGAAAACAUGCUGGGUUGAUAAACGUUGCUAUGCAGUUGUUUGUUUACCCUUGGUAUGGAAACGUCAACCUAUCGUAUAUUUUGAAAUUUUCCAAUCCAAACGUCAAGUUUCUAAUUUGAUUACUUUUCCAUUGUAGAAGAUCAGAUUCAUUUGAGAUAUCGGUUAUUCGAUUUUUUUUGUAUUAUUCAAUCCGGCUGAAACAUUUUUGGUGCCUUUGGUAUGCCCAAAGAACCAUUUUUUAACUUAAUUUUUGGAUGUAAAAUCGAAUUUGCAAUCAAAAAGUACUUAAGUAUAAUGUUAACAAAGUGCACCGUUUUCAAAAUAUAGCCUUUAUUAGGUAACUUUUUUGAAAAUAGUCGCAGUUAUUCAUUUUUUGAAAUAUGUGCCCAUGUUUGCCCACCCUUGAAAAAAAUAUUUUUGAAAAGCUGAGAAAAUUCUCUAUAUUUUUGCUAUUUUGAAUGUUGUUGAUACGAUCCUUAGUUGCUGAGAUAUUGCCAUGCCAAACAGGCUAAUUGAUGUUUUCUAAGUCUCACCCAAACAACCCACCAUUUUCUAAUGUCGAUAUCUCAGCAACUAAUGGUCCGAUUUUCAAUGUUAAAAUAUAAAACAUUCGUGAAAUUUUCCGAUCUUUUCGAAAGCAAUAUUUUAUUAUUUUUUUAGAUCAAUACAAGCAUUUGAAAAAGGCGCAAUAUUGAAUGUUUAGCCCUUUUGAAAUGUUAGUCUUGAUUUAAAAAAAAUUCGACUAAUUUUUUCUUAAAGUUUUAAUUGGAAAUACAGUUUUUGGAAGUUUCGGAUGUUAAUUUAAAUUUUAAAGUAAUAAAAAUACCCUAUACAAACAAAAUUCGCUACAUCUUCGUGAAAAGAUAAAGUAGUUGUAGUUUGUUGUUUUUGCUACAAAAAUAUUUGAUGAAGAGAUUUUUUGUAGAACAAAUUAUGCAAAGAUUAAAAAAAAGAUGUUUAGGGGUGAACUGCGAUCACUUUUUUUUUACAUUUUAUUUGAUAAUGAGGUCAAACAUAAAACAUUUUUAGUACAAAAGAAUGAGCAAUUCUCUACCAAAACCGGAAAUGGAUUUUAUUUGUAUUUUUUGAUUUGGCUCAAACUUUGCGGGGGCCUUCCCUAUGACCAAAUAAGCUAUUUUGCGUCAUUGGUUCACCCAUACAAGUCUCCAUACAAUUUUGGCAGCUGUCCAUACAAAAAUGGUAUGUAAAUAUGCAAAUAGCUGUAACUUUUGAGUAAAUUUUCUGAUCAAUUUGGUGUCCUCGGCAAAGUUGUAGGUGUUGUUGAGGACUAUUGAGAAAAAAAGGUACACAGAAAAAAACUUUGCACAUUUUUUAAUCAACUGUUUUUUCACUAAAACUCAAUUUCCCAAAAUACGUAUUUUUUGAUUUUCGAGAUUUUUUUAUAUGUUUUAGAGGACAAAAAUCCGUAACUUUUGAGCCAUAGAGAAACAUGGUCAAAAAUUCUGCCGCAGAGUUAUAAAUUUUUAAAAAAAUAGUGUUUUUUUGGAAAAAAUCGAAGUUUUAUGCAACAACAAAUUUGACGUUAUU
This is a messenger RNA of Culex pipiens pallens (northern house mosquito), 4413 nucleotides long. RefSeq lists its product as uncharacterized. Gene Ontology annotation, biological process: heart contraction; cardiac muscle tissue development. NCBI's taxonomy places the organism in Eukaryota, Metazoa, Arthropoda, Insecta, Diptera, Culicidae. Gene Ontology annotation, cellular component: sarcolemma; sarcoglycan complex. The transcript has 7 exons. Bases 172 to 2346 code for a protein of 724 amino acids. The record is from RefSeq and is a predicted model, not a curated record.